Chanos chanos (milkfish) is the source of this 2757-nucleotide messenger RNA. RefSeq names its product LARGE xylosyl- and glucuronyltransferase 1. Lineage: Eukaryota; Metazoa; Chordata; Actinopteri; Gonorynchiformes; Chanidae. Gene Ontology annotation, cellular component: Golgi apparatus. The transcript has 15 exons. Gene Ontology annotation, biological process: protein O-linked glycosylation via mannose. Gene Ontology annotation, molecular function: glucuronosyltransferase activity; xylosyltransferase activity. The coding region runs from base 236 to 2506 and encodes 756 amino acids. The record is from RefSeq and is a predicted model, not a curated record.
UUGUCAAAUCACUGCGUCUAGAAAAAAAUCUGACGGGCAAUAUAUCGCGCAUUUGAUCGGGUUGUUAUGCCUUACUGGCGAUGAAUGACUUGGGAAAAGACAGCCUACAUUGAGGAAGGCCUGCUUACUGAUAUAUCCUUAAUUUGAAGAUUGUGCCAUGCAUCCUCCUGGUAAACAGCUGAUGCCCACAUAGAGGUCACUCAGCCUCCUGAUACCACUCGCUUUGGCCCAGAGGAUGCUGGGAAUGUGUCGUGGGCGCAGGAAGUUCCUGGCUGCCUCUCUUGCCCUGCUCUUUAUACCAGCUCUCACCUGGCUCUACCUUUCUUCAGGGAACUUCCAAGUCAAGCCCCUGCCCCUGUCACCCUUAGACCUUCAGGCCUCUACUCUGAUAGGUGGAGUUGGUGAACGGCAAGCUUUGGAGCUGCGGGUUCGAGAAGUGGAGGAAGAGAACCGCGCCCUGCGAAGGGAACUGAGCCAGCCCCCAAAGAGUCCCACCCACAUCAACCACCACCAUGGUCGUCAAGGCAACCACUCACACACCCACUCCACUGAAGAAGGCACUGGUGACAGUGAGGCGCAAAAAGGGGUUGCCGCUGGCAACAGCUCAGACUGUGUGCAACAGCCUGUGGUUGACAAGUGUGAGACAAUCCACGUGGCCAUAGUGUGUGCUGGUUACAAUGCCAGCAGAGAUGUGGUGACCUUGGUCAAAUCAGUUCUCUUCCACCGGCGGAACCCUCUCCACUUCCACUUCAUCACAGACUCCAUCGCCCAACAGAUCCUGGCUUCCCUCUUCCACACUUGGAUGGUGCCGGCGGUCCGGGUAGACUUCUAUGAUGCUGACGAACUGAAGUCGGAGGUGUCGUGGAUCCCCAAUAAGCAUUACUCUGGUAUCUAUGGCCUAAUGAAGCUGGUGCUGACCAAGACUCUGCCCUCUGACCUGCAGCGGGUCAUUGUCCUAGACACUGACAUCACCUUUGCCACAGAUAUUGCUGAGCUCUGGGCUGUCUUUCACAAGUUUAAAGGUCAGCAGGUGCUGGGACUGGUUGAGAAUCAGAGUGACUGGUAUCUGGGGAAUCUCUGGAAGAACCACCGACCUUGGCCUGCUCUGGGCAGAGGAUUCAACACAGGGGUGAUUUUGCUGCUCCUUGACCGUUUGAGAAAACUCAGAUGGGAGCAGAUGUGGAGACUGACUGCAGAGAGAGAACUGAUGAGCAUGCUCUCCACCUCACUAGCAGACCAGGACAUUUUCAAUGCAGUCAUCAAACAGAACCCCUUCCUGGUGCACCAGCUGCCUUGCUUCUGGAACGUUCAGCUGUCUGAUCACACUCGCUCCGAGAAGUGCUACAGAGACGUGUCAGACCUCAAGGUGAUCCACUGGAACUCUCCUAAAAAGCUGCGAGUGAAGAACAAACAUGUGGAGUUCUUCAGAAACCUUUACCUCACCUUCCUGGAGUAUGAUGGGAACCUGCUGAGGCGAGAACUCUUUGGUUGCCCCAGUGAGACGGACCACAACAGUGAGAAUCUCCAGAAGACUCUGUCAGAGCUGGACGAGGACGAUCCGUGUUAUGAGUUUCGGCGGGAGCGUUUUACGGUGCAUCGCACACACCUUUACUUCCUGCACUAUGAGUACGAGCCCAGUGCUGACAACACUGAUGUCACACUGGUGGCCCAGCUCUCCAUGGACAGGCUACAGAUGCUAGAGGCCAUCUGUAAACACUGGGAGGGUCCCAUCAGUCUGGCGCUCUACCUGUCUGAUGCUGAAGCCCAACAGUUCUUGCGUUAUGCUCAGGGCUCUGAGGUGCUGAUGAGCAGGGGCAAUGUGGGAUAUCACAUAGUCUACAAGGAGGGCCAGUUCUACCCUGUCAACCUGCUCCGCAACGUGGCCAUGAGGCAGGUCAACACACCGUACAUGUUCCUGUCUGACAUCGACUUCCUGCCCAUGUAUGGCCUCUAUGAGUACCUCAGGAAGUCUGUGGUGCAGCUGGACAUGGCCAACACUAAGAAAGCUCUGGUGGUUCCAGCGUUUGAGACGUUGCGCUACCGACUGUCCUUUCCCAAAUCCAAGGCUGAGCUUCUGUCCCAGCUGGACAUGGGCACACUCUUCACUUUCAGAUACCAUGUUUGGACAAAAGGCCAUGCCCCAACUAACUUUGCCAAGUGGCGGACAGCCACUACACCCUAUCGAGUGCAGUGGGAGGCAGAUUUUGAGCCUUAUGUUAUGGUAAAGAAGGACAGCCCGGAGUAUGACCGCAGGUUUGUGGGCUUCGGUUGGAACAAGGUGGCCCACAUCAUGGAGCUAGAUGCCCAGGAAUAUGAGUUUGUGGUCCUACCUAAUGCCUACAUGAUCCACAUGCCUCAUGCACCCAGUUUUGAUAUCACCAAGUUCCGCUCCAAUAAGCAGUACCGCGUUUGCUUAAAGACUCUAAAAGAGGAGUUUCAGCAGAACAUGUCCCGUCGCUAUGGUUUUGCUGCACUCAAAUACAUGACUGCUGAUAACAACAGCUAGCUGACUCCACUACUUAGGAUGGGAAAAAAAGACUUCAAUACAAAGCUGAUUUGGAUGCCACAAAGGACGAUUGAUUUGAGAAGUGGCUUACUUUCCAGCUGACUACCCUUCAAAAUGCUAAAGUAUGCCAAUAUAUGCUGAACAGAAGAUAUUCAGGAACUCUCAACAUAUCUUUUCAGAUCCUCAGAGAGAUUACUGUGGCCAGUGAUCAUCCAUCAUUUCAUUCAGGGAGUUUAAGAGACUGGUUAUAU